UUAUUUUGUUCUCCCUGUAGAUAAACGUGUGGAAAAUUGGCCUCUAAUGCAGUCUCCAUGGCCUACACUUUGUAUAAGUACUCUUUAUCUCCUGUUCGUGUGGCUGGGCCCAAAGUGGAUGAAGGCCAGAGAACCUUUUCAGAUGCGCUUAGUACUCAUUGUCUAUAAUUUUGGGAUGGUUUUGCUUAAUCUUUUUAUCUUCAGAGAGUUAUUCACGGCAUCCUAUAGAGCAGGAUAUAGCUAUAUUUGCCAGAGUGUGGAUUAUUCUGAUAAUGUUAAUGAAGUCAGGAUAGCUGCUGCUCUGUGGUGGUACUUUGUGUCUAAAGGAAUUGAGUAUUUGGACACAGUGUUUUUUAUCCUAAGGAAGAAAAACAACCAAGUCUCUUUCCUUCAUGUAUAUCAUCACUGUACAAUGUUUACAUUGUGGUGGAUUGGAAUUAAGUGGGUCGCAGGGGGACAAGCAUUUUUCGGAGCCCAGCUGAAUUCCUUCAUUCAUGUGAUUAUGUACUCAUACUAUGGGCUAACUGCAUUUGGCCCAUGGAUUCAGAAGUAUCUUUGGUGGAAACGAUACCUGACCAUGUUGCAGCUGGUUCAGUUCUUUGUGACCAUUGGACACACAGCAAUGUCUCUUUACACGGAUUGCCCCUUCCCGAAGUGGAUGCACUGGGCUCUGAUUGCCUACACAAUCAGCUUCAUAUUUCUCUUUCUCAACUUCUACAUUCGGACAUACAAUGAGCCUAAAAAAUCAAACACUGGAAAAACAGCUGUGAAUGGUAUUUCAGCCAAUGGUGUGAACAAAUCAGAAAAACUGGUGAUAGAAAAUGGCAAAAAGCAGAAAAAUGGAAAAGCAAAAGGAGAGUAAAUUGAACGAGGUCUUAACUGCUGUUGACAGUGAGGAAGCUCCCAUUUCAGAUAAAAUUUCAGGGAAAACAAGCAAAUGAGGGUUUGGGGUGGGGAGAAAAAUGGCAAAUGUGCUCUUAUGUAUUAGUGACCUUUAGAUUGAGUAAAGUGUUAACUAUGAUACCCAGAUGUUUUAUUUAUGAAGUUUUUAUUUUAAACAUUUUUUUUUAUUAGCUUUCAUGUUGUCCAGACCAAAGCAAUUGUUAUGUGACUUUGGAGGCAUCAUUUGUCUAUUGCAUGAAAUUUCUCAUGUAUCUUACAUGCAGUUAUUCUUCAGUCCGAUGAUCACAGAAACACAGUCUUUAUAAGUUUUUUGGCUAAAUUACUAAUUACCUACUGAUUAAAUCAGUUACUAUACAUUUGCUGGUCCAAAGCUGGAAAUGCAGAUACUUUAAAAUUUGCACAUUUGAAUUCGUUUGCUGACUGGAAUGAUCGAAUCUCUCCACCUCUGGUUUGAAUAUACCUUUGUGGUUGUAAUUAAAUUUUUAAAAUCUGAUGAUCUCUGUAGACUUUUAGAGGCUUGAUGAUGAUGGUGUUGGUGAAAAUAAGAAAGAAUUACAGUAAAAUCCUGUCUGGCGACCCAGAGGUCACCAUGACUUGUGGCACAAAUCACUGCGGGAAACAGUUUUUGUGAAAAGGCAGCCUUUCAAUAUUUCUAUGACUAUCAGAAAUACAUGAUGAAAAUUAAGAUUAUUGUCUGAUUGGAACAUGAAACAACUCAUGUCUUUAUUGGUGACAUCAUAAAUAGUUACAUUCAUGUGCUGUUAGGAGACAGUAUGUUGAUUUUUACCAGAUUUCUAAUGUUUUGAUUUGCGGCUGUUAACCGAUUUUUCAUAUGUGGAAAUAUACCUACCUCUUCUGUUGGAAAGAACAUUUAAAAUUAAAUAAAUUUUAAUUAAAAAAAUCAAGGAGUCCUCUAUUGUAGAUCUUAAUAUUGACUAUCCAAUCCACGAGUAUUUUUUUUUUUUUUUUUGCUUUUUUACAAAUGGGCAUACACCAAAUUUUUCUGUGAAACUAUUCUUCUCUUUCAAUGGGUUUAAUUUUGGAGUGAUAUUUUUCUUGUGACAGAGUUGCAAGAUCUUAUUUAUUAACUAGAUAUGAAGUGUAAACCCAUUUUGGUGCAAUAUUCCUGACUCCUUGGUGCUAAAAAAAAAUCAUUAAAUUCAGUGCUUGAUUGUUACAAGGUGUUAAUUGUUAAGACACAAAACGAAUAAAAAUGAGAGUAGUCAGAACCAGAAAGUUAAAUUUGCUGUUUACAAAUGAAGUAUUUCAUGUAAUGUAAAUGAACAACUGGAAAUUCACUAAGAAAGAGAAGUUGUACAGUGUCUUAUUACAUAGGUCAAAUUGUUAGGGUGUUGCACAGGAAUCAUUAUGGGAAGAGAAAAUGUAACCUCCCCCCCGCCCCCCCCCAAAAAAAAACACACAAAAAACGAAAGCAUGAAUCUUUCUAAGCAUCUCAAGAUGUCAAAACUGCAUGUGCAGGAUGUAUGCUGUUUGUGCAGACCAACUAUUUCAGAAUAUUUGUAAACUAUAAAAUAUUUAUUGUGCAUUAAAAUUACACACUUUUCCCCCAAAAGGUAUGCAGUCAUGAAAAUUAUAGAAAAUUUGCAACAAAUAUAGUUGUUUGGUCUAAGAGGAUUCAGCACCUGUGUUUUUGCUGCUCAGUGUGUAAUGACUAGAGAUUUGUAAAUCUUUGUGAACAUUCUGUACUGGUUCCCCAGAGCUAUUUGUUCCCUGCUACCUGAUUUCAGCACAAUAAAUAUACUGCUGUGGGAAAAAUGA
Molecule: messenger RNA, 2682 nt
Organism: Myotis brandtii (Brandt's bat)
Lineage: Eukaryota; Metazoa; Chordata; Mammalia; Chiroptera; Vespertilionidae
Gene: ELOVL4
Product: ELOVL fatty acid elongase 4
Exons: 5
Coding region: 47-862 (271 amino acids)
Biological process (GO): fatty acid elongation, polyunsaturated fatty acid; very long-chain fatty acid biosynthetic process; fatty acid elongation, monounsaturated fatty acid
Cellular component (GO): endoplasmic reticulum membrane
Molecular function (GO): fatty acid elongase activity
Source: RefSeq, a predicted model, not a curated record